Molecule: messenger RNA, 1521 nt
Organism: Microsporum canis CBS 113480
Lineage: Eukaryota; Fungi; Ascomycota; Eurotiomycetes; Onygenales; Arthrodermataceae
Product: ribosome assembly protein SQT1
Exons: 1
Coding region: 1-1521 (506 amino acids)
Molecular function (GO): protein binding
Source: RefSeq, a predicted model, not a curated record
AUGCCUGACCGGCAUCUACAAGAUCCCGUGGACGAGGAACACAUGGAAGAAGAGUUUCUAGAUGAUGCAGACGCAGAAGAGAUAGUCCAGGUCGACGAUGACCAUCCGAUGGAAGAAGAGGACGAAGAGUUGCUGCUCGAGAACGACUCCUGCGCGCAUUUCGAUAAGCAUACGGACUCGAUAUUCUGCAUCGCACAGCAUCCAAUUCAUACCGAGAUCAUAAUUACUGGCUCUGGGGAUGAUACCGCAUAUAUAUUCGACUCCAGUCAGACGGCUGCUGAGAAACCGUUGCUCCCCAAAAGCUACGAGACAACGCCGCAACCGAGCAAAGAGAGAGAAUCGCUCCCGGUGAUUGCACAUUUGGACGGUCACAAGGACUCAGUAAACGCAGUGUGCUUCACAGCUCCGAGGGGAGAGUAUGUGAUUACCGCGGGCCUGGAUGGGAAGCUACGCGCCUGGAAAGAUACGAGUGAGAAUCUAACGGGGAGGUCAUGGCAGUUCCUGGCCGAGUCUCAGGAAGUGGAGGAGAUCAACUGGAUCGCGACUUGUCCGUCUAGCAGCAAUGGCGAUAACGAACAAACUCGGAAUAUUAUUGCGAUUGGUGCGAACGACGGCAGUGUAUGGGUUUACCGUGUGGAUGCGAGUGAGGACGCUGCAGAGCCACUGACCAUUGUGUCCACGUACUUCCAGCAUACAGCAUCUUGUACGGCUGGCGCUUGGACUCCAGACGGACAACUGCUAGCUACUGUGUCUGAAGAAGGAAGCUUCUACGUCUAUGAUGUCUUUGGAUCUGCGGCUGCUGCCGGAGUGACCUCUUCCGCAGGUACACAAUCGGUCGUCGCAUUGACUGUCCAGGACCAGAGGUUCGCCGUUGAGGGAGGACUAUAUUCUGUUGCCAUAUCACCGACGGGUGCAUUUGCUGUUGUCGGUGGUGCAGAAGGACAUAUAAAGGUGGUUGGCCUACCGCGUCUGUCUGAUACGUCAGCAAAGUCGAAAUCCAAGGGCAAAGGAGGAGCUGGUGCGUCUAGCGGAGGCGGAGCCGGCACACUUCUUGCAUCUCUCCAAGCGCAGUCAGACGGCAUAGAGUCACUUUCCUUCUCCUCUCCUCCUUUGAACCUUCUUGCCGCUGGGUCUGUGGAUGGAUCCAUCGCCCUAUUUGAUGUGGCACAUAGAUUCGCCGUUAGACGACACAUCCGUGGAGCUCACGAGGAAUCAGCUGUGGUGAAGGUUGAGUUUGUUCAUUGCGAGACCAAUGCUUCCUCGGCCGGGACAUCGUCAGGGAGACCGUGGCUGCUCACCUCUGUGGGCAUGGACGGCGUGGUAAGGCGGUGGGACACCCGUGGAGGCACCGUGGCCGCUGGCCAUGGGCUAUUGAAAGAAUGGAGAGGCCAUGUGGGUGUUUCUGAAAACGAAGAUGGAGAGCAAUCGGGUGGUGUAUUGGGCUUUGUACAGGGUGAUAGGGAAGGUAGGCGGAUAGUCACUGCUGGUGAUGACGGGAUAGCUCUUGUAUUUGAAGAGUAA